Messenger RNA from Lemur catta (Ring-tailed lemur), 7010 nucleotides. It is a transcript of the gene ZNF654, whose product is annotated as zinc finger protein 654. NCBI's taxonomy places the organism in Eukaryota, Metazoa, Chordata, Mammalia, Primates, Lemuridae. Gene Ontology annotation, molecular function: DNA-binding transcription factor activity, RNA polymerase II-specific; DNA binding. The transcript is spliced from 8 exons. The record is from RefSeq and is a predicted model, not a curated record. Gene Ontology annotation, biological process: regulation of transcription by RNA polymerase II. The coding region runs from base 65 to 3544 and encodes 1159 amino acids. Gene Ontology annotation, cellular component: nucleus.
UUAGCCAAGGCAGCUACAGCGGCGGCGGCGCAGGGGCUGGUACGCGCUGGGCGGCGAGAGCCUCAUGGCGGAGGAAGAGAGCGACCAAGAGGCCGAACGCCUCGGAGAAGAGCUCGUGGCCAUUGUGGAGUCACCGCUGGGCCCUGUGGGGCUUAGUUCUGCGGGCGACGGCAGAGGUGGCGCUGGCGGCGGCGGCGGCGGCGGCGGCAGCGGCGGGAUCAGCAGUCGGGAUUACUGCCGACGCUUCUGUCAGGUGGUUGAAGAUUAUGCUGGAAGAUGGCAGGUCCCUUUGCCACAGCUUCAGGUUCUUCAGACUGCACUUUGUUGUUUUACAUCAGCCAGUGCAUCAUUCCCAGAUGAAUGUGAGCACGUACAGUAUGUUUUGAGUAGCCUUGCUGUGAGUUUCUUUGAGUUGCUGCUGUUCUUUGGAAGAGAUGAGUUUUAUGAAGAGCCGUUAAAGGAUAUUCUUGGAUCAUUCCAGGAAUGCCAGAAUCACCUCCGCAGAUAUGGAAAUGUGAAUCUGGAACUGGUGACUCGAAUCAUUAGAGAUGGUGGCCCAUGGGAAGAUCCAGUGUUGCAAGCUGUUCUUAAAGCCCAGCCAGCAUCUCAGGAGAUAGUGAACAAAUAUUUGAGUUCUGAAAAUCCACUGUUCUUUGAACUACGUGCCAGAUACCUAAUCGCUUGUGAACGCAUACCCGAAGCAAUGGCUCUUAUUAAAUCUUGUAUAAAUCACCCAGAAAUCAGUAAAGACUUGUACUUCCAUCAAGCAUUCUUCACAUGUCUGUUUAUGUCACCUGUAGAAGAUCAGCUAUUCCAGGAGCAUUUAUUGAAAACUGAUUGUAAGAGUGGAAUUGAUAUCAUCUGUAAUACUGAGAAAGAAGGAAAGACUAUGUUAGCUUUGCAACUCUGUGAAUCUUUUCUUAUUCCACAGCUCCAGAAUGGGGACAUGUACUGUAUCUGGGAGUUGAUUUUCAUAUGGAGUAAACUACAGCUUAAAUCUAAUCCUUCAAAACAAGUUUUUGUAGAUCAAUGCUACCAGCUUUUAAGAACAGCAACUAAUGUGAAAGUCAUAUUUCCUUUCAUGAAAAUCAUUAAAGAUGAGGUUGAAGAAGAAGGCUUGCAAAUUUGUGUUGAAAUAUGUGGUUGUGCUCUACAACUAGACCUUCAUGACGAUCCCAAAACUAAAUGUCUGAUUUAUAAAACAAUUGCACAUUUUUUGCCAAAUGAUUUGGAGAUCCUCAGGAUUUGUGCACUCUCAAUAUUUUUUCUUGAGCGCUCCUUAGAAGCUUAUCAUACUGUUGAAGAGCUUUAUAAACGUCCAGAUGAAGAAUAUAAUGAAGGCACAAGUAGUGUUCAAAAUCGUGUUCGUUUUGAGUUACUUCCAAUUUUGAAAAAGGGAUUGUUUUUUGAUCCUGAAUUUUGGAACUUUGUAAUGAUUAAGAAAAACUGUGUAGCAUUACUGAGCGAUAAAUCAGCAGUUAGAUUUCUAAAUGAAAGUACACUGGAAAGUUCUACAGGUAAUCUAAAAAAGACAGUGGAACAGCAAGGUUUAGACGAAGGGCUUGACUCUCUUACAGAUCAGAGCACUGGAGAGACUGAUCCUGAUGAUGUGUCUGGAGUGCAACCUAAAGGUCAUUUUAAUACAAAGAAAACCCUUACAGGUCUUAGUACUUCCAAAGUAGAUCACAAUGUCCCGAGACAUCGGUGUAUGUUAUGUAACAAGGAAUUUCUAGGCGGUCACAUUGUAAGGCAUGCCCAGGCUCAUCAGAAAAAAGGCAGUUUUUCAUGUGUAAUAUGUGGUAGAAAAUUUAGAAAUAGAGGACUUAUGCAGAAGCAUUUAAAGAAUCAUGUUAAGAAAAUACAGAGACAGCAAAUUGUUGCAGCUCAACAGGAUGAUCAGGAAAUCACUAUUUUGGAAGAAAUAAAUUGUUCCAGUUCUUCCAUUUCAUUUGAAAAUGGAAAUUCUGAUAGUAAGGAUUUGGAAGUAGGGACUCUUACUGCUUCUAGUGAUGGAAACAAAGAAGUCAUUCCUGAGCACGUGGCUGAAUUCAUUGAAAUUCCUGUAAGUGUACCAGAAGAUGUUAUUGAAAACAUUAUUGAAAAUGGCAGUCCUGAUACUUCUUUAAAUAAUGUCUUGAAGCCUUUACCAGAAUGUGAGGAUGAUGAUGAGGAGGAAGAGGAUGAAGAAGGUGAUUAUGAAGAUGAUGAUUAUGACCUGAAUCAAGAAACCUCAGUACUUCAUAAAAUCAAUGGAACUGUGUGCCAUCCAAAAGAUAUAUAUGCCACAGAUCAAGAAGGAAACUUUAAGUGCCCUGCUCUUGGCUGUGUCAGGAUAUUUAAAAGAAUUGGAUUUCUAAAUAAACAUGCAAUGACUGUACAUCCAACUGAUUUAAAUGUGCGACAAACAGUAAUGAAGUGGAGCAAAGGAAAAUGCAAAUUUUGUCAAAGGCAAUUUGAAGACUCUCAGCAUUUUAUAGAUCACCUUAAUAGACACAGCUAUCCAAAUGUGUACUUUUGUUUGCAUUUUAAUUGCAACGAGUCAUUUAAGCUGCCAUUUCAGCUUGCCCAGCAUACAAAAAGUCACAGGAUAUUUCAAGCUCAGUGUAGUUUUCCAGAAUGCCAUGAGCUUUUUGAAGAUCUUCCUUUGCUAUAUGAACAUGAAGCUCAGCACUAUUUAAGUAAAACACCAGAAUCAUCUGCACAACCAAGAGAAACAAUUCUUUGGAAUGUUCAUUCAGACUCAAAUCCUAAUCAUCAGGAAAAAGACUCAUCUAGUAAUGAGAAACAAACUGUUAAUCUGCCAGUUUCUACUUGCAAAUCAAGGAAAGAUUCUACAGAACCAAAGACAUGUAUAGAAAGUAUGGAAAAGAAAACAGACAGUUUAGUUCAGAAUGGAAAUGAACAUUCUGAUGACACUGUUUCAAAUAUAAGCUUGAUAGACCAAAAGAUGCCUGACAUAGAGCCAAAUUCUGAAAAUAAUUGUAGUAGUAGUGAUUUAGUCAAUGGACACAGUGAAAUAGAGCAAACGCCUUUAGUUUCAUCAGAUCCUGCUUUGAAAAGUGAUACAGGUAGAAUCAGGACAGAAAAUGGUUCCGUUUUACCCAAUGCUGUACCACAAGAACACAGUACCUUGCCAGUAUCUCAGGCACCUUCCAAACCAAAUCAGACAAGUGAACAUACUUCAUAUGGCUUAAUUUUAACAAAACCGUAUGUCAGACCAUUGCCUCCCAGUUACCUUGAUGAACGGUAUCUUAGUAUGCCAAAACGCAGAAAAUUUCUGACUGAUAUAGUAGAUGCCUGUUCUGAUCAAGAUAAUGUUUAUAAAAAACCAGUGAAAAGAUUAAGAUGUGGCAAAUGCCUGACCACCUACUGUAAUGCAGAAGCACUUGAGGCUCACCUUGCACAAAAGAAAUGUCAGACACUCUUUGGAUUUGAGUCAGAUGAUGAAAGUAAGUCUUCUAUCUUCUCAGUAGAUAUAUCUGUAGAAAUAGAAAAUGCCAUAAAUGUAACUAUCAUAGAUCUUUAUGAGGUUAAACAAAAUUGACAUUUGUAUAGCACAGAUAGUAAAGCACUACCCCAUAAUCCAUACAGCCAUUAUGAGGUGAUAUUACUAUUCCUGUUUUAUAGAUCAAGUGAAAUUCACAAAUUAAUUUGCAUAGGUAUAGGCCUAUGAACUUGUGCAAGCCAGAACUUGAACACAGGUUUUCUAUAUUCUUUGAUCAUAUUCUUUCACUGUAUCAAAGGCUUUUCUUCAUUCUAAGUUUAAUGUAAUAAAAGUUCUUGAAACAAAGUAACUUCAAUGGAAAUGUUUUUUCAUCUGCAUGCCAGAAUAUAAAUCAAAUGAAGCUAAGUCUCUGUUACAAAAAUAGAAGUAAAAAGAGAACCAGAAAAUAAUUGAAAAACAAAAUGAGCAAAAGAAGAGCUUGCCUUUCUCCUAAUAUCAAUCUCCUUUGAAUGGCCGAGGGUAUAAAUUAAACAGGAAUCUGACUUAGAAUUCCACUUGAACAUCUAUAAAAUUUGAAUUAACAGAUGUGUUCUGUUUUACAGGUGCCUGAUAAAAAUGUUUCAGAAAAAUCUGUCGAUCAAGCAGUAGUGUGAAAAAAACACUAUAAGAAAACGCAUCAUCAGUUUGCUAUUUCUCUGAUGGCCUUAAUUUUAGAGCGGUCUCGGAUUACUAAAGACAAAGCACAUUUUCUAGAAUGAACUCACAGAGGAGAUGUGCUGGCUUAGACUCCAAAAGGGUUAUUAUAAAACUCCCAAAGUACCAGUUUUCCAGAAAACCACAUUUUUAAAAAGCUUAUGAUGAUUAAUAGCAGCAUGUUCAGUUUCGCUUAUGUGAGAAAUAUGUUCAGGAAACUAGUCAGAAAGAAAAACCAGCUAUGGCCUUACACAAAGGGAAAAGUGAACACAUUAAUAAAAAGGGGGAGUGGUUUACAAUAAUAAACAACUUAAAGCAUUUUAUUCUACAAGUUGGCUUUGUUUUCUUGUAAUGCAUAUUCAGAUUAUGUCCUUCCUUCUGGUCAAACAUGGUUUAAGGAACCAUUGAUUUUUGGUUUGUGAUCUGAUUUAGAAACUGACUCAUGAAAAUAAAACUUAUCACCAUGUUAUCUAUUAAAGAUUGUAACUUGUUUCCAGAUAAUUAACUAUGUCAAAGUUCAGUGAAUGAGUGGCAUGACAGCACUGAAAGUGAAAAAAACAAAGAAACAGUGCUUUGCCAAUAAGCUCUUGAUAGAACUUUCCACCCACAACUUUUAUAAUAUAGAUCAGUUAUAUUUAAAAGGAAACAGUGCCAAUUAAAUAGAAAAAGAACCAUCAGUAACUGGGGAGAGAUGGUAGGAAUCUAAGACAUUACAUGCUACGUAGUUGAAGAAAAACACUGAAUUGGAAAUUCUUCAAUGUGAAUAAUGGUAAAAGCACACUGGGAUAUUUCUGUUUGUAUAUAAUGUUAGGACAUUGCUUGGUAAUUCAUAGUAAGGUCCUUUAGACGUUAAUGUGAGUUAUCUAAGUAUAGUCCCAUAAAUAUAACUGGCUUAAAAUAUUUGUCAGCUAAGAAUCAGGUUGAGAAUUCAUUCAUUUUAUUCAAUUAAGAGAGGUAAUUCCCAAAUAAGCCAUACUACUGUUUUUUAUUCAUGAGUGAUAAAUUUGGUCUGAAUAGUAAUUUUUACAUAUAAAAGGAAGUUUUUACAUAAAAACUUGCACAGCAAGAAUACAAUAAGAGAUACAUUGAUGCAUUAUUUUCCUUGGUGACUAGUAAGAAAGAUUUUAAAAACAGACCUAUUAAUAAACCCAUGUCAACCAAAUAUUCCAGUUAUUCCAAAUGAGAAGUUUUUGAUCAAAGCAGAUAAUCUCAUCAGACCCUAUUAUCAAUAUGACAAUUUUAGAACUUCUUGAAUGAGGUUACUAGAAGUGGGACAUUUCUUCCAGGGCAGCACCCAGAUUUUAUUAAACUAAAAUUUCCAGGUCAUGAUAGAGCAAAGGAUCUAAAAAAUACUUCCCAAUUCUAUUAGUUUACUUAUUUUCAGCAUUCACUACUAUGCAAUGAUAGUCACAAGCCCAUUCCAAAUUUAAGUUUGUUUUUGUUCUGUUAUGUAGCCUACAUUAGGCUGUGGAACUUAUAUUUAGGUAACAGAUGACUGAACACAACUCAUAAUCAAGUUUUUAAAUCGUUUCUUUAAGGUCAACUAAAAAAAAAUGUUUUCCAUUUUUACUGAUACUAAAAAUGUAAUGAUUAAGUUUAUUUCAGUGCAUUCUAAAAGUGUGUCUUAUAAUAAAAAGCCUGUUUGGAAACUGAUUUAUUUGGACAAUGAAGUUUUUUGGAAAUAUAAUUUCUGCUUUGUACAUUUUCCAGAAGUUUAACAACUUAAUAUUUUAUAUUUUUAAUUUUUAUUUUUUACUAAGUUGUAACCAUUGACAUAAAUAAAUACAUGACCACAAACUGUUACAUUUUCAUUAGUUUGAAGAGUUCAUGUGAAGAUGUUUUUUAAACAUAUUCCACUUGUUGUUUUUUUUUUUUUUUGUCUUCAACUUGAGGUUUAUUUCUACUUUUGUGUUGCUAAGAGAAAACUUUCUGAAAGACUAAGAUCAAAUUGGUUUAGAUAUAACUAAAUCAAGGAAUGUUUUAUAAAAUUAUGUUUGGCCACACCGUUCUAACCUCUUCAUUUGUAUACUUCUCAAAUAAUGACUGUUGAAAGAAUGUACAUUUUAUUAUGUCUUUCUUCUAAAACAUAAACCUACAUCGGUUUGCUUUCAUAGGGUGCAUAAACUUCCAACAGUUCUAAUUUGAGAUUCAGAAGAAAAGGAAGCUUUCUUCUUAUUUCUCUGAUUUUUCUCCUUUUCUUUUCUUCUUUUCUACUCCUGUUUUGAGGAUGUGUUUAUCUUACAUGGACCAAGUUUCAAAUCUUUGUUUUUAAAUAAAAAUUUCCUUCAAAAAAUUAAAUAUUAACUUUCUGCUAUAUAUCAGUAAGGUCAAGAAAAUAGCAAAUCUGAAGUUUCGCUGCUCAGAUAUUAUGGAGGAAGUAGGAAUGGGGAAUUUCCGUGGACAAGGACACUGGUACUUUGGGCUUUAGCCAUAUUCAUUUUUUUAAAACCACCAAUUAUAUAAUGCAUAGAUAAUUUAUAUCAUUGAACUUGUGAUUCUUUUCAAAUCACACUGAAGGUUCAGCUGUACUCCUUCCAUGUUUGGUUUAAUACUGUUGUAUGGAUGAAAAACCUAAAAGGGAUGAUAGUGUUUAUUUUUUAAUUUAUUUGGUACUGUAAAACACCUUUUCAGAAUGAAUAAAUGCUGCAUAUGCAUUUUGGAAUUGUUAAUAUGUGAAAGAUAUUACAGAUUCAGCAAGAAAGAAAAUUUGUGCUUCCUUGUUGAACAUUAAAUUAUUUUACUUUGCAUUUUAUAAGAGUACAAAUUAAAACUGAGCCAUUGAACUGCAAUAAAUCAACAAUAGUGUCUCAUUUCAAGAAAUUUUUUGUACUGUACAUAGAUUUGUUCAAUAAAACAUUGUCCUUGUUGGUAA